Messenger RNA from Funneliformis caledonium, 1368 nucleotides. The record is from the annotation of a GenBank genome assembly. Lineage: Eukaryota; Fungi; Glomeromycota; Glomeromycetes; Glomerales; Glomeraceae.
AUGACCUCACAAACCUCAAUAGUUACACCAGCGAACCCUCCCCGCUCAGCUCUUAGAGCUACAGACGAGAAAAGUUUCGCAUUCACGACCACAACUGUUAGGUGGCCAGUUAUCAUUACAAAAAUUAUUGACGAUGUUUACAAAACUCGUCAUGAGCUUGAUCCUUCUAUAGAAUCUGAAAAAAUGAAAGAAGGGAUAGAUAUCAUGGAUUCAAUUGCUUUGUUGAAAUACGAAAUACAACGGAAAAAACCAUUAAAACCGAUUGAUGACGACGGUGAGCCAGAUGUUAAUACUUGGAUUGAAGUUUUUAAUAAAUAUUUCAAAGAAGAAAAUUGGCAUUCAGCUCCAUGGCUUUUCACUGAAUGUUAUUUAUAUCGUAGAACUCAUUCAAUCUUUGUAAGAACUAAACAUUGGCGUAAUUAUGAUCCAUUUUUUCGACAAAAAGAAGAUACAUUUAAGGCAUCUUUUGUAGCCAUAAUUGAACUUGCAAAACGUAUAGAUGGAUUAAUUUCUAAUCCAUCAGUACAAGAUAGUGAUAAAAGAAUUUUGUUUCAUGAAUUGGCUCAAAUAAGUUUAUGGGGAAAUGCUACUGAUUUGUCUUUGUUAACAAAUUUAAGUCAUGACGAUAUAAAGAAAUUACAAGGAAAUGCUAAAUCAUUGGAAGAAUCAGAAAAAAACAUUUUAGUAAAUGAUUUGGAGAAAGUAUGGGGUAAACUCUCUCAUUACCAACAGAAGAGAAUAGAUUUUGUUCUUGAUAAUACUGGGUUUGAAUUGUAUGGUGAUUUGAUAUUUGCUGAUUGGUUAAUUCAAAAUGGUUAUGCUUCAGAAGUUCAUUUGCAUGUCAAAGCAAUUCCAUGGUUUGUCUCUGAUACAACACCGAGUGAUUUUAAUUGGUUACUUGGUGUAUUGAAAAAUGAUUUCUUUUCAUCUGCUUCUUCCAACGAAAAAUUAUAUCUCGAAAGGUUAGCAAAAAGGUGGCAAGGAUAUGUUGAUAAUGGUAAAUGGAUUCUAAAAUCAGAUUAUUUUUGGACAUCACCUUAUGCGUAUUGGCACCUUAAAGAACAGGCACCUGAAUUAUUUUCAGAUAUUUCUAAAUCUUCUUUAGUAAUUUUUAAAGGUGAUUUAAAUUACCGUAAAUUAGUUUAUGAUUGUAAAUGGCCAACUACAACUUUAUUCAAAGAUGCAAUUGGACCUUUGGCUACUGAGAAAGGUGCUCCACCUAUUUUGGCACUUCGUACUAGUAAAGCUGAUGUUAUUGUUGGACUUCCUGAAGGGAUUGAAGAAAGAUUGUCUGCUUCUGAAGCAGAUUGGAUGUUUUCUGGAAAAUAUGCUGUUGUUCAAUUUAGUGAAGGAAAUCAAUUAAACUAA